UUGAGACACAAACACGGAUUGAUCACUGUGGAUCUACGACAUUCAAACCGGCUGGUCUCUCGUUCAGUUUUAUCAUUUUUAACGUGUUUUUUUUUCUAUCACACAUAUAUGGAGGUAAUUCUAGCGAAUAGGAGAUUAUUAACAUUGUUAUUAGUGAUAAAUGGUUGCUAUGUUUCAAGUCAUGUUACAGCUACUGGGUCGCAAGCUACAGAUCAGCAUGUUUCAACCCACCAAGCGUUUGUUCCAACCUCCGUAGUUCAACCCACCAGUAUGACAGUAUCCAUAGAUCAACCCACCAGUAUGACGGUAUUAGCAUUGGAGGGAAGUACUACAUCAUCGAUGACCUACUCAGACAUAACGACACACCCAAUUAUGCCAUCAGCUUCGUCAGACACUGUGAAGCAAGGCGUGUCUCUCCCGCCGACAGUGAUGCCAAGUGCCACUAGUGCUGGAACGCUAGGCGAAUCUUCAUUAGGAACCAUUGGGAUGCUCACGACGUCGUCUGAUAUCAAAAGGGAAAGUAAGGGAAGUAUGGAAACACCAUUAUUGACAACAGGCAGCAUCGCUAUCUUAACAACAACAGCAACAGUAUCCAUGGAAAUGAGCGGUACGUCCAGCAUUUCAUCAUCGAGCUUACAUAUGCUUCCACCUCCCUUGGCUUCAAAUAUAUUAAGCAUAAGUGCAUCUUUUGAAUAUGAAAGCGAAAUAACUAACUUGAUAUCUUCUACAGGUGGAGGGGAGAUAACUUCAGACACCCACAGUUCCAGUAUAACCAGUGAAAUAUUUUCAAAUAAUGAUAUUAACACUCUAACCUCUAGCAUAAGCAGUGAUGGCAUGUUUACAAAUGACGUCACUAACACUCUAACAUCUGCCUUUACAUAUUUAACUAUCUUGUUGCCUUCUACUGACAGUAUAUUAAUAAACAGUGAAACAUUUCAAAGUGAAAGUAGCCAAAGAGUUAACACGGUCUCUUUGCAAUCCAAUUCCGUGGAUUCCAGCUUCAUAUUCGAAUACACUGAUGUGACGCCAUGUUUGUCUUUAAUUGUUCCCAUCAUGACGUCAUCUAUAUAUUAUGAUACGUCACUAAUGUAUGAUACAUCAUCGAUAGACUCCAGUAAUUCCGCUAUCUCGGCAUAUUCUUCACCGUCCAUAGUUCCUAGUAUCACCAUAGAAACAAGUAGUUUAAAUAGCGUGGACCUCUCCCCAGGUUUAAAUUCCGUCACCUCGACAUUUAGUCUAUCUAACAAUUCUCCAUCCUCAAUUUUAGAUAUGUCUAGUGGUUUCAGUAACUUGGUCGUAACCCCCAGUUCAAGCAACACCGAUACCACUGGGCAAUCAACAGACUCAAGUUUUUUAUCUGGAAUGAUAAGUACAACUUAUCCUCAGAAAACGACAAACCCAUCUUCUGCAGAAAGUUUACUUCCUUCCACAAUGUUGGAUAAUGCAUCUACAGCUAUGUCCAUAUUACCAUCUCCAUCGACGUCACUUCCGAUGCCGAGUUCGUCACUUCCUGUUGAUGAAACGAAACCGAAUGCCGAUCAUAGUAAAGGUGGUUUAACAAAUGGAGGAAAGGCUGCUCUAGGAAUCUGUAUUCCCAUCAUCAUUAUUCUUGUAAUUGUAGGAAUUAUAUAUUUGUUUUACAGAAAACGUCACUAUUCAGCAAGUUGGAAGUUAUCAGAUGUUGUGAGUUAUCGCCCUUGGUCAUACAACAAUGCCACCUAUUAUGAUGACGAGGUAUGGUGAAAUCGCACGUGGCGGUAGUAGUAAAGCGCCUUAACUCUUUAACUAACUGAGUACUUUAAUCAUACCAAGCUUGAAAUAAGACGACGAUGAUGAUGAUGUUGACGAUGCUAUCGUUAUCGGACAGUUUAGUGUUUGCUUGUUUGUCAUCUAGAGUGCACUUGGUUAUCAAGAAUCCAUAUCUAGAUUCUCUAUCCAGAUUCGAACCACAAAAAGAUUAACCAAUAAGAAUUGGGUUCACUGACAUCGUUGUUGAAAUCCUUUUACGGCAUUUAGUAAUUGAACAUAUAAUAUAAAAACACAAAUUUAUAUGGAAAACAAUCACGUAGUGUGAAAUAAAAUCGGUGAUUGUUUUCCAUAUAAAUUUGUAUUUUUGUUUUAUAUGACAUCGUUGUUGUUCAGUGAAUAACACUCAUUUUGAAUUCGAAAAAAAAACGAGCCACGUUACCAGACUGUUUCUGUAGGGUUUGGAGCAAACAGAAUGGAUUCUGAAUCUUUAACGGAUCUAGAUAAGGAUUCAUAGUAGCUAAUAAUUAUUAUUAAUAUCCUGACGUUUGAUUAUCCAAUUUUUAUCAAGAUCUCAAACAACAACCCCAUGCAUUUCGAACUUCGCGUUCGUUGGACGAUGAAAGAUACUGAUUUGCUUUUUUUUUUAUAUCCUUGUUCAAUCUGAUUAAAACACAAAUUUUUAUUAAGUUUCGAUUUUUAUAGUUCAAAAUCACUAGGAUCUGAAAGAGUUGUUAUAUAACCCACGUACUGGUUGAAAUGGUCAUUAGCCAAUGAAAGGGUCUGUUAGGGCGAGUUCUUGGUGUGCGGUGCACGGAACUAUGGGUAAACUGUAAACCACCACAAACAUCAACGCUGAUUGAUUAAUCAAUGUCUGACGUCAUCGAGUCAAAAGCUGCUCGUACGACCCCUGACGCAAUCUUCCAGUACAUCUGGUCAGAUCUUCAUGAAGUGUACCCUAUUGAAAGGAUAAAAAAAAAAAAAACGAAACGAAAUAAAGAUCUGUAUUUUAAUCAGAUUAUUUCUUGUUUAAUAAACGAUUUUGUUUUUUUGUAAAUAAUUGUAAAAUAGAUCCGCAACUUGUGAGCUGCCAUUUUGAUAACACAUGUUUUUAAGUUUGGAUGAAGUUAAUCUAGGAUCCACGUUUCCCUUUGUUAUAUUUCUUUACAGUUUUGUUUAAUUUUCCUUGCGGGAGGGAGGAGGGGGUGCUAUAUUAUUUUUUCACGAAUUAUAAGGCGACAUCGCUCGAAAAAUGUGUUAAUAAGUGGCCACAUAUAAUUGAAAUUUUUGACCGAAAUCAAUCAGGAUGUGCCAUUCUAAAUAUCCUAUUUGAAUAUUAAUGAAGUUAACCCAGGUUCUGCGUUGUGAUAUAUUUUAUAUUUGUUUCCAUGCUUUUGUUUUUAAUACUGGUGGAUAAAAACAGCACUUGAUUUUUUAAGGAGUGUGUGGACCAUCAACGCAUAAAAAUGUAAUUUGUGUGAACCAAAUCAAAAAAGGGGGCGAGACAAUACUUUUAUUUUUAAUACGGGUGGCUAUAAAAAAAAAGAACGCAUUGUUUUUGUUAGUGGUGUGUGAACCAUCAACACAAUUGUUUUUAAUUUUUGACCCAAAUUAAAAAGAGUGUGCUAUUUUAAAAUAAAUGUGAUUAAAUAUUAUAUAUUUGAAUAUUAAUUAAAGAUACAUUAUUGAAUAUGUAUUAUUAGAUAAUGUAAAGGGAAUAUGUUUAAACGAAAAUUUAGCGUUGAUUUUUCGGCCUAGCCUCAAUCAUCAUUACUAAAGUUGGUACGAUAAAAAACAACAACAUAGUCUCGGUUAUCCAUUUCAUGAUCGAUUAUAUUAUGAAUGGAAGUCGAACAGCAAAUCGGAACCUUAUCCAAUAGACAUCGCAGUUUUGUUCUAUUAUAUGCUCUGUUUGCGAAAUAUUAGGUAUCUGAAUCACAUGUAAGCAGUUAAAUAGUUCAGAAAUAAUGUUUCUUCUGGCAUUGCUUAAAGGGGCGGAAGGUGAACGAUUUCUAACAAGGUUUCUAUUAGUUUCAAGAUCUUAUUUCGUUUCGAUUUUUAUAGUUCAAAAUUUCGUUUUACUUGCCCUUACUACGCUAGGAUCUGGAAGAGUUGUUAUAUAACCCGGGUUCUGAUUGAUGUGAGGGAUUAGCCGAUGAAACAGUCUGUUGCAGCGAGAUCUUGGCAUGCGAUGCACGGAACUGUGGGUAUCCUACUAGAAACAUCAACGUUGAUUGCUUAAACAAAUGUCUGACGUCAUAGGUCAAAAGUCGCUCAUAUGACCCUUGACGCGACCUCUCACUACAACUGAUCAGAUCUUCAUGUAGUAGAGGCCAUCAAAAGUAUAAAAACGAAACAAAAUAUAGAUCCGUAUUUUAAUCAAAUUGUAUUAAUUUUUAAUAGAAAUUAAUUACUCGCAUACACAAAAUAUUGCUCUUAUUACACGUGUGAUUAUUUCUAAACAUAUAUUUAAAAUUUAUUGAAAGCAGGCCAGGAAAUAAGGGUUUUAGAUGUACCUGACAAAAUGUCAGACACUAAUGAAAUAGUACCUGACAUGUAUUAAUAAUAUCAAUAAAAAAGAUAAAUCCGUGCGGGACAAAAUGACAGGCAUCACGGGUUUUGUGCCUGACAAAGCCCGAAUUUGUGCCUGACAUUGUCUGUGACAGGUGACUUAUUUCCAGGCUUGAUUGAAACCAUGUUGUAAAUCGUUUGGUCUUCUCCCUUAAUACUUUUAAAUCAUGUCAUUUCUACAGCAGUUAGGUUGAUGGUUUAGUAUAUAUCUUGCUGGGGUAUAAAUUAAUUGUAUCUAUAAUUUAGCCAAAAUUAACAAUCCAUCGUAUCUUUCUUUACUGUUGUUAGCUACAACAUAAAUCCACUUGUUGGCAUCUAUGGUCCGUCCCAUUUAUGUUUUUGAUUAAUAAGAAAAUUGAAUAUGCUUUUUAAAAUAUAUUUUGAAUAUCAAUGUUCUGCUUUUGUGUAUUUGGUGCAUUGUGUUUAUUAUGAAGCCUUUUUUACGAGGCUCAAAUAUAUUGAUCUGAAUUUGAGUGCAAAUCUGAAUUUAGCAAAGGGUUUAUUCUCUCGUCUUUUGUGUGAGACGUAUGUAUUUUUGCCUUCAUGUUUUUAAAAAAUCACCCGUUUUUGAUACAUAGCUAUAUAUAAUGCGCCUGUAUUUUUAGAUCUGAUAUCAUGACGUAUACACAGUGGGGUAGCCUGGCAACUAUUGCUACGUUCGUUUGAAAUAUUACGCAUCCUGAGAAAUUUGCGCCACGCAACGCCACUGCCUAACGUCAUGUAAUGACUAACGAUUCUCGGUUUUAAUUUUUACCCGAUGUAGUGCAUUGAUGACUACAACCGGUUAUCAUUUGUUAGCGGUUAAGGGGAGAAGAUGGCCGAGUGGUUAGCGCCUGCGCGUAUUAUCACAAGGUCUGUCAUUGAGUCAAUUGGCGUGGUUUCCAUACCCCGGUUGUGGGUGACAAGGAGUAGGGUCGACUGCCCAACCUCGUGGGUUUUCUCCGGGCUCCGGUUUCCUCCCACUGCUAAAGACCCCUACGCGCAAGCGAAUUGUUGAAAAGAAUAUUGAACUAUAUGUUAGGCCCGAAAUGACCUAGUUUGUGUCGAGUGGACUUUAAACCCCAUCUCUUUUUUUCUAUGAAAUAGAAAACCUACUUAAUGUCACGAAAUAUUUGAAUAUUAGAGAUAUAGCUGUAAUGGAAAAACAUCAAAAAUGAUAUAAUUAAUAACAGAAACUAUCUUAUUUUCCGAAAUAUUUAAAUUUGACAGAUAUAUAUAUGUGAUUGAAAACAUAUAAAAAAUACCCUGAUUUUAGAGAUAUAGAUGUGUUUGGAAGAAUUAUUAAAUACAUAUCGAAUUGUUUUUGCACGUUAUGUAAUAACAAAACCCAACUUAAUGUCACGAAAUAUUUGAAUUUUAGAGAUACAGCUGUGAUUGAAAAAUAAUAUAGAAAAUACACCUAACUUAUGUCUGUGUUUUUGAAAGCGAAACGACCCCCCCCCCCCCCAAAAAAAAAAACCAACCCUACUUAAUGCCACAAAAUAUUUGAAUUUUAGAGAUUUAGCUGUGAUUGAAAAAUAAUAACAAAAAUGCAUUUUAUUUUUUUUGUAUAUUAUGUAAUAACAAAAAACCUACUUAAUGCCUCAUGAAAUUUUUGAAUUUGAGAGAUAUAGCUGUGGUUAAAAACAUAUUAAAUUUUAGAGAUUUAUAUGUGUUCGAAAAGCAAUUAUCGAAAAAUGAUCUAAUUUUAUUUGCAUGUUAUGUAUUUUUAUUUAUUUAAAAAAAACAAAAAAAACUACUUAAUGUCACAAACUAUGUGAGUUUUGUUUGAAUUAUUUCGAAAAGUCUAAUUUUAAUUGUAUGUUAUGUGUAUUUAAAAAAAAACUACUUAAAGAUACAUUAUGUAAGAUUUAGAUAAAGAGUUGACCAUUCUUGCUAUAAUAGCUCAAAAAUAGAUAAUGUAAAAUGAAAAUAUUGAAAAUUUCAUUCAAAUUACUUCAUUCUGAACCAAGUCAUCACUGUGUGUAGGUUUGAUAGUGCAGAGUGGUAACCAGGACACUGGUAUAUUUGAGACAUAGCCUCGCUUUCCCAUUUUAAAAUUAAAUUUUUGAAUGGCGAUCCGUUCUAAUCUAGUUAAAAUCUCAAGUAUCCGAUGCCAUCAAGAGUUGAUUAUACUCUUGUCUUGUUAAUAAAUGUCUAAUUAAGUUUGGUUUAAUGGUUGGGAGCGAGACAGUAAGUAAUAUAUUGAAACAACAUGAGUGACGUUGUCACGAGUUGUUGUUUCGAGUUGUUGUUUCAAUAUAAUACACAAUGUCUUAAGAUAGAGACCAUUAAACCACACUUAAUAUACAGACACCCGCACGUGCUUUGCAAUGAAAUGCGUCACAUGAGUCCAAAAUUUUAACUAGUAUAAAUAAUGUACGCAUGGCGCAUUGUCCUUACCAUUAUUUGAAAUAACAUCAACGGAUGACGUCACGUCUGUAUUUGAAUAGUUUAUAUAACAUUUCAGGCCUAACGAAAGACCUGCAAUAGGCAUAAUGUAUGUUUAAUGCAACAAACUCUGUUAUUUUAUUUGAAUUUUUUCGAAAAGUCUUAUUUUAUUAUUUGAUGUAAUAAAGCGCCAACUUAGUUCCAUUAUUUAAUGAAUUAUAUACUUACACUAACCAUAUAUUAACUACAGGGAAAACUUGUGUUGCUCAAAUAUCUUACAGGUGUGGUCGUAAAAUCUUAUUAAAUGUCAAAUCCAAAAAAUACUAUUAUUACGAUUGUCAUGUUACUUAGCAAUUACAUAUUAAGGUGAUAUCUUUAUCUUAUUUAUUAAAGUAUACCACUGGCUAACCACUGUGACCUUUGACCAUCUCGAACAGUCGUGUGGCUCGUGUGGUUGACAGGACUGGGUGUCUUGGUUAUUUUGUUCAUUGUAAGCCAAUAAUUUUAUUUUGACUAAAAGUAAGAAAUAUGACUAUUACAAAUAAUUUUGAGAUGUGUCGAAUGAUCUAAUUAUUUUAUGUGUUUCAUCAUAAUUAAUGAAUAUGUAUUGUCCAUUUUCACAAUAACAAGAUAUUAUGACGUACGUCUUGUCCCUUGACUGCUGUAGCUGGUGUUUAAUUGUAUACUGCGAUGAACGGAUAUUGACCUUCUCCAUGCUUGGCUGUUACCCUUGAAAAAUAUUGUGAAAAAUUUAAGAUUAUUCCUAAAUAAGAGAAUGCAAUGAGCCCUAGAGGGAACUAACCCGUUUAGAUUUUUGGGAUAGGACAAGCCCUAUAGGACUAAAUUUCAUUUCAGAAUAUCAACGGAAGUUGAUUUUUGUUCAAUUAAUUUUGGUUUAAGCAGUGAUCCACUUCACAUUUAAUUAAAUGGACACUGACUUUCAUAUUGGUGGGUGGGGGGAUAUAUCACUGAUCAGGUUCAAAAUGCAAUAUAGAUUAUUAAAGUAGAACAUUGAUAGGAAAGAAAAUACUUCGGAGAAUCAACUCUGAAGUAGACACCCGAAACUCAAAAGCCGAUAGUAGAAAUUAUGUCGAUUAAAGUACAAUUCUGGAAAUUUAAAUUUGAAAAGAUGAGAUCUUUUUUCAGGAUAAACGCAUGAAGAUACAGUUUUCCUCUCCCAUUGAGAUAAGAAGUUCCUCUUUUACUUUCAAUUUUCUACUCUUAACUCUGAUCGUAUUUUGAACCUGAUAUCCUUCUUCGCAUUAUGAACCUGGACCCUAUUUCUCAAAAUUUUAACUAAGAUAAAAUCCAUAUUUUAGUAGAUAAUUCAAUCUUGAUUGGCUAAGUACUUAAAUCAAUCUAAUAUUAUACAAUCAAAUUACUAAAAUCCAAAUUUUAUCUUACUUAAAAUUUCGUGAAACAGGCUCCAGUACAUCAGAUUGACACAGCCAUGACACCGUUCCUAGCGUGUACGUACAACAAGACAUCGGCUACCACAGUCAAUGUACCGGGCGUUUAUCGCCAAAUCUUGAAAUGGUAUUUUUCUCAAUUUUUAUUGUUUUUUUGUUGGAUGAUGUAUAGUAUAUUGCUAAAUAUGCAUGUUAUAUUUUUGGUAAAUAAAUUAUUUUGUAUUUAGUUAAA
Patella vulgata (common limpet) is the source of this 8328-nucleotide messenger RNA. RefSeq names its product mucin-3A. The transcript has 4 exons. Bases 109 to 1743 code for a protein of 544 amino acids. The record is from RefSeq and is a predicted model, not a curated record. NCBI's taxonomy places the organism in Eukaryota, Metazoa, Mollusca, Gastropoda, Patellidae.